AUGGCGUCUUCCUUACGCCUGGAUGACGCGCUGCGGAGUGCUGCCCAAGCCUACCUGAAACCUCCGGGGUUUCGCCCCUUCUAUGGCACGGCAGGUUACCGUGCGCUUGCCCCCCUGCUGCCCUCCACCGUAUUCAGGUGUGGCGUGCUCAUGGCUGUCAGGUCCCUGCUGCUCGAUGCCCCCACUGGCAUCUGCAUCACAGCCUCACACAACCCCGCACCCGACAACGGUGUCAAGCUGGUGGAGCCCACCGGGGAGAUGCUGACCCGGUCCUGGGAGGCCCACGCCGACAGCCUGGCUUGCGCGGAGAGCACGGAGGCCUUCCUCGCCGCUUUCGCUGCCUUGCUGGAAGCCGAGGGCAUCGUGCUGCCACCGUCCUCCUCAUCCCAGUCCCAUGCCGGCGUGUACAUAGCCCACGACACGCGGCCCAGCAGCCCCGGCCUGGCCGAGGCGGCCAGGGUCGGCGCGGCCGCGCUGGGCGUGCCUACGCACGACCUGGGUCUGCUCACCACCCCGCAGCUGCACUGGGCUGUGGCGCGCACGGCGCCGGGCGAGCACUUCAACGAGGACGACUACUUCGCCGAGCUGGCCGGCGCCUAUGCAGCUCUGGUCUCUCGCGCUGCCACCGGAGGUGGCGCUGAACCCGCCGACGGUGGCGCUGAACCCGCCGACGUGUCGGUGACCGGCCGUGCCCCCCUCCCGUCGACCCCCACCGUCCUGCACGUGGACUGCGCCAACGGGGUGGGCGCGCCCAAGCUGCUGGCCCUGGCGGACCGCUGCACCGCCGCGGGGCUGCACCUGACCCUACACAACACGGGUGAGGGCGCGCUGAACGGGCGCUGCGGCGCCGACUUCGUGCAGAAGGCGCGGCUGCUGCCGGACGGGCUGGAGGGCGCAGGGCCCUCCUACCCCUGCUGCUCCCUGGACGGCGACGCCGACCGCAUCGUCUUCUUCGUCCCCGGCACGGGGGCGGGCUUGACGCUGCUGGACGGCGACCGCAUCGCCGCGCUGGCCGCGCUGCUCUGCGCCGACCUGGCUGCCGCGCUGCCGCGGGGACUGAGCCCGGCGAUCGGCGUGGUGCAGACCGCCUACGCCAACGGCGCCGCCACGCGCUACCUGACCGAGGCGCUGCGCCUGCCGGUGACGGUGACCCCCACCGGGGUCAAGCACCUGCACGCCGCCGCCCACGCGCACGACGUGGGCAUCUACUUCGAGGCCAACGGCCAUGGCACCGUGCUCUUCGCGCCCGCCUACCUCCUGCGCCUCAAGGAGUUUGUGCAGGCGGGUGCGAAUGCCGACGAUGAGGACCCCACGAUAGCGCGAGCCGUGGAAUCCGGGCGUGACCUGCUGGCGCUGUCCCUGCUGGUCAACCAGACGGUGGGCGACGCGCUUUCCAUCUUGCUGCUGGUGGUGGUGGCCCUGCGGCGGCGCGGCUGGACGCUGGAGGACUGGGCGGGCAUCUACCGCGACCUGCCCUCGCGCCAGAGCGUGCGCAGCGUGGCGGACCGAAGCGUCAUCGUCACCGCCGACGCGGAGCGGAGGGUCGCCCGCCCCGCAGCUCUGCAGCCCGCCAUCGACGCAGCCGUGGCAGCGGCGCCGCAGGGCCGGGCGUUUGUGAGGCCGUCGGGAACCGAGGAUGUGGUCAGGAUCUAUGCGGAAGCUGCCACCCAGGAGGAUGCGGAUGCCCUGGCCGCAGAGGUGUCGGACCUUGUGGCCCUGCAUGCCGGCGGCCUGUGA
Auxenochlorella protothecoides is the source of this 1737-nucleotide messenger RNA. RefSeq names its product Phosphoacetylglucosamine mutase. The transcript has 5 exons. The coding region runs from base 1 to 1737 and encodes 578 amino acids. Gene Ontology annotation, biological process: carbohydrate metabolic process; UDP-N-acetylglucosamine biosynthetic process. Gene Ontology annotation, molecular function: phosphoacetylglucosamine mutase activity; magnesium ion binding. The record is from RefSeq and is a predicted model, not a curated record. NCBI's taxonomy places the organism in Eukaryota, Viridiplantae, Chlorophyta, Trebouxiophyceae, Chlorellales, Chlorellaceae.